AAAAUUAAAAAAGAAAAAAGAGUAGAUGCCAGCACAUAUGAAACUCCCUCCGCUCCUCAACACUAUAAAAUAGCGACUCCCGCAACCACCGCUCCUCCGCCACCACCACCUCCUCCGCCACCACUCAUUAUUCCGUACGUUUUCCCCAUUCCCUCUCUCUUCCACGAUUUCCGCCUCCUAAUUCUCCACGGCAUGGACAUGCGCCGGAGGCCCCCGAAACCGCCGUCUCCUCACUCCGCCACAUCCAAAUCCCCCGCCGCGCCUCGAGCCUCCGACGCCCUCCCCCUUCCCCUCUUCCUAACCAACGGCAUUUUCUUCACCCUCUUCUUCUCCGUCGCCUACUUCCUCCUCCACCGGUGGCGCGAGAAGAUCCGCAGCUCCGUCCCGCUCCACGUCCUCACCCUCUCCGAGCUCGCCGCCGUGCUCUCCCUCAUCGCCUCCUUCAUCUACCUCCUGGGAUUCUUCGGCAUCGAUUUCGUCCAGUCCUUCAUCUCCAAAUCCGACGGCGAAAUCGACGAAGAUCGCGCCAUCCAUUGCAGCUCAAUUCCGGAUUCCAUAAUUCCUAAACCGGAGAAUCCCCCAAACCUUCCCGAAGACGAGGAAGAGAUCAUCAAUCGCGUCGUCUCCGGAGAAAUUCCGUCGUAUUCUCUCGAAUCGAAGCUCGGCGACUGCUUCAAGGCGGCCAAAAUUCGGCGCGAGGCGCUGCAGCGGCAGACCGGGAGGUCCGUGGAGGGCCUGCCGCUGGAAGGAUUCGAUUACGAGGCGAUUUUGGGGCAAUGCUGCGAAAUGCCGGUGGGAUACGUGCAGAUUCCGGUGGGGAUCGCGGGGCCGCUGCUGCUGAACGGGCGCGAGUACUCGGUGCCGAUGGCCACCACGGAGGGGUGUUUGGUUGCGAGCACGAACCGCGGCUGCAAGGCCAUUUACGCCUCCGGAGGCGCGGUGUGCGUGCUUCUCCGCGACGGGAUGACUAGAGCUCCGGUUGUGAGGUUUUCUUCUGCUAAGAGAGCAUCGGAGUUGAAGUUCUUCUUAGAGGAUCCUCUCAAUUUUGAUACGCUUUCUGUUGUUUUCAACAAGUCGAGUAGAUUUGCAAGACUACAAGAUAUUAAAUGUGCUAUUGCAGGGAAGAAUCUAUACAUUAGAUUCCGAUGCAGCACAGGUGAUGCGAUGGGGAUGAAUAUGGUUUCCAAAGGUGUCCAGAAUGUUCUAGACUACCUCCACAAUGAGUUUCCUGAUAUGGAUGUCAUUGGCAUUUCUGGAAACUUCUGUUCAGAUAAGAAACCUGCCGCAGUCAACUGGAUUGAAGGUCGUGGAAAGUCAGUAGUCUGCGAGGCUGUCCUUAGCGGAGAUGUGGUGGCGAAGAUCUUGAAAACCACGGUCCCUGCCCUUGUCGAGCUCAACAUGCUCAAGAACCUUACUGGCUCUGCCAUUGCAGGUGCUCUUGGUGGCUUCAAUGCACACGCUGCCAACAUUGUGUCUGCCGUGUUUCUAGCCACCGGGCAGGAUCCAGCACAGAACGUUGAAAGUUCUCACUGUAUUACUAUGAUGGAGGCUGUCAACGAUGGCAAGGAUCUUCACAUUUCUGUAACCAUGCCAUCCAUUGAGGUUGGCACAGUCGGAGGUGGGACUCAGCUAGCAUCACAAUCGGCUUGCCUCAACCUGCUUGGCGUAAAGGGUGCCAGCAAGGAGUCCCCGGGGUCGAACUCACAGCUGCUGGCAGCCGUGGUUGCUGGCUCGGUAUUGGCAGGAGAGCUCUCUCUGAUGUCGGCCAUUGCAGCCGGGCAGCUCGUUAAGAGUCACAUGAAGUACAACCGGUCGAGCAGGGACAUCACGAGACUAGGCUCCUAGCUACUCCGGUAGAGAGAAGGCAAGUAGAAUCCACUCCAAAAGGGCUGCAAGGAAAGAUUAAGCCAUGAGGGGGCAAGGAGAUGGACAGACCAUGUGAGGCUACCUCUGCGCCGAAGCUGGAAAGUCGGCAUGCCAUGUGAAAGCCAACAUGACACAGCCUACCUUCUUCAUCUCGCACGUGAGCAAUCCCCACACAACAAACACACAUUCACAGCCCAUUAGAAUAAGAUCUAUUGACCAGUUUGCAUCAUUGCAUGUACCAUUUGGUUUCUUUAUUAUUUUGUCUUUGUUUGAACUGUUCUGAGUUUGUCCUUAGUCGUUAUUGCAAUCGUUUGUUGCGUUUGUAGUUGCUGAUUUUGAUAGGUUCUAAGAAAUUUGUGGAGCUAGCUUUGUAAUUAUGUGGUGGUGAUGCUGUAGUUUGAAGGAUAAGGCUAAUCGAUGUCGUGGGCUCUAACGUUGUUUGUGAUGCAAUACAGCUGCUGCCUUUUGAUUCUUGAUCA
Molecule: messenger RNA, 2345 nt
Organism: Salvia miltiorrhiza (redroot sage)
Lineage: Eukaryota; Viridiplantae; Streptophyta; Magnoliopsida; Lamiales; Lamiaceae
Product: 3-hydroxy-3-methylglutaryl coenzyme A reductase 1
Exons: 4
Coding region: 193-1845 (550 amino acids)
Biological process (GO): isoprenoid biosynthetic process; coenzyme A metabolic process; sterol biosynthetic process
Cellular component (GO): endoplasmic reticulum membrane; peroxisomal membrane
Molecular function (GO): hydroxymethylglutaryl-CoA reductase (NADPH) activity; protein binding
Source: RefSeq, a predicted model, not a curated record